CCCCAAUGACAGUUGACUUUUCCGAGUUUUCCUUUAACUAGCCAAAAUCGACGUGUUCUUUACAUUUUCCUCGAAGUAAGUGUUGAAUCUAAAUCCGGGUCAUUAGUGUGUUAUAUACGUGUCCAGCGGGUUGAUUUAUAUAGACAGUCAUUAAUUUAGGUGAUUUGUUUGGGUUUACAAGUGUAAAGUAACUAGUCAUUCCAGACAAAUAUGGCCGACGAUGUUCCGGUCGAUUCGGGGCCAGGAAAGGCCACCGAUGAGGAAGUCCCGAAAACGGAAGAACAGUCGGUGCAGUCCCCUUCUGAGGCCCAGCUAAUCAUGACUCCGAAGGAAGAGGUGCCAGCUUCGCCUGGCGCUUCAGCAUCAUCUCCUGCCGCCCCCAAACGCAAGAUAACAGUUCAUGUGAAAACACCAAAGGAAAAAGAGUCUUUUGAGGUAGACGAAGACCUCAACGUGAAAGAGUUCAAAGAUCUAAUCGGCCCGAAGUUCAGCGCGGAGGCUGACCAGCUAUGUCUAAUAUUCGCCGGCAAAAUAAUGAAAGACGCUGAUAAUCUGCAAACUCACAAUAUCAAGGACGGGCUAACUAUUCAUUUGGUUAUUAGAGCUGCGCCUCAAGCCAGUGAGCCUGCACAACAAAGGCCUCCAGCUGAUAUUGGCGCAACUCCUUUUGGUCUUGGAAGUUUAGGUGGUUUAGCUGGCUUAGAAUCACUUGGCUUGGGAUCGACAAAUUUUAUGGAAAUACAAAACAGAAUGCAGAGCGAAGUGUUGUCUAACCCGGAUAUGCUUAGAUCAUUGUUGGAUAAUCCACUGGUUCAAAGAUUGAUGAACGAUCCGGAAAAUAUGAGCGCUUUGAUCACAAGAAAUCCUCAAAUGCAAGACUUAAUGGAAAGGAAUCCUGAAAUCAGCCACAUGUUUAACAAUCCCGAAUUGCUGCGCCAGACAAUGGAACUAGCGAGGAAUCCUUCAAUGCUUCAGGAAUUGAUGAGGAGUCAUGAUAGGGCAUUGAGCAACUUGGAAAGUAUUCCAGGGGGAUACAAUGCUUUACAUAGGAUGUAUCGCGAUAUUCAAGAGCCCAUGUUAUCGGCCGCUACUGAACAGUUUGCCCAAAAUCCCUUUUCCGGCUUGAUGGAUAAUACUCAGCUGAAUAACCCACAACAAGUUUUGCCAGGUACUGAGAAUAGAGAUCCACUACCAAACCCGUGGAAUAGAGGAGCACCGAAUCCGCCAUCAGCUACUACACCAGGCAGGAAUGUGGUUGUUAAUCCACCAAUGGCGAGUUUGUUACAACAGAUGUCGGAAAACCCAUCUAUGGUUCAAAACAUGUUGUCAGCACCAUACACCCGAUCGGUUCUGGAAGCUUUAGCUGCAGAUCCCAACAUGGCUAACUCCCUUUUAGCAGACAACCCAUUGCUUUCGCGCAAUCCGCAAUUGCAAGAGCAGAUGCGAAAUAUGAUGCCACAGUUGAUACAGCAACUACAGAACCCAGAAAUGCAAAAUCUUAUGAUGAAUCCUCAGGCUCUUAAUGCUAUAAUGCAAAUUCAACAAGGCAUGGAAACUUUAAGACAAACUGCACCUUCACUUGUAAACACUUUCGUUCCGCCUACGGUUCCCACUGGUUCUACCACAGCUCCUCCAGGUCCCACCACCGAAGGCACAGUGACUUCAACCACAACCACCAAUACUGUGCCACCUGCAACUGGUGCUACACCGUCAUCUGCUGGUGCAACACCUGGUGCUGGUGAUCCAUUUUCAGAGUUUAUGGCUCGAAUGGUAGCUGGAAUGACGGCAGGAAAUGACCAAACAUUGCCUCCAGAGCAACGUUAUCAGCAACAAUUGGAGCAGUUAACUGCAAUGGGUUUUCUAAAUCGAGAAGCAAAUUUACAGGCCUUAAUUUCUACGUUUGGUGACAUAAAUGCAGCUGUGGAAAAGUUACUAGCGUUAGGACAGUUGUCUAUGAGCUAACCUUUUUAAACCCACAAAAUGCCACUGGAAGUUAAAAGAUGGUUGAGCUUCUUUUGUAUUACAUGAAGGAGCACAGACUAAUAAUUUAAUGCUUUUUCUGGUUUUUUUUUAUUAAACUUGUAGUAGAAAAGUUGAUCUAUGAAGUUACAGCAGAAGUGUUUAUGGGGUUCUAUUUGAGGGGCGGGACUUUACUUUUAUUCUAACAUUUGUGUUAAGGUUAUAGAAACCACUUAAUUUCUAAGGUAUUCUAUAUGUGAAGAAAAAUCUAUUUUUGAAGCCUGAAAUGAUAUAUCAAGUAUUGUUUCGUUCUACUUAGUAGAUGCAGGCAAUUUGUUUUAAUUUGAUAUGGUUUUGCAUUUCGAUGGUUUAUAUACUUAUAUUCACCCUUAGGAUUAAUCUAUGUUCAAAACUCAAUAAUAACUAAAAUAUAAGGCUGAACGUUUAAGAACUGUUUGAAAUGGACAACCAAUACCGGCGUUUUAAAAACAAUUUAUUAUAUUAACUGGUUAUUUUUGUUUUUGAAUUAAAGCUUGUAUCAGUUUCUCUCUUUGACUUUUUCAUUUCUACAAUGUACUAACAUUGUAGUUUGCUUUGCACUAUUUACUUUGCUUCUCUUCAAUCGAAGUGUUCUGACUAACAUCUUUCAAUGCCUUUUUGUAAAUAUUUACUUUUAAAUAUAUAAGGGUGUUAUUUUUGUUCGUAGCAUGAUAGAUUUUCUUUUUCAAUGAGUAAGUAGUUCAGCAACUAUCAGUUUUUAUCAGUUAUGACGACAUCUUAGUCAACUUUGCUUAGCUUUGAUUUUUCAAAGUAACAUAAUUUAAAUGGAUUACAAGGAGCAAGUUAAUAUUAUAUUUGUUUACUUGAACAGUAGCUCUACUAAUGUGUGUUAGUUCGUGUUAAACCACAGUAAAUAUUCAUUUACCAUAUAAAGUUUAGCUGUCACCAUAUAAAAUACGACUGGACUUGUUGCAAGUCGUAUAUCAUAUUUUUAGCAUAUUUUACGGUAUUCUUAGUGAAGGCAUUCCUGUAAAUUUUAAGUUCAAUAAAACGACGUAUCUACA
Molecule: messenger RNA, 3023 nt
Organism: Dendroctonus ponderosae (mountain pine beetle)
Lineage: Eukaryota; Metazoa; Arthropoda; Insecta; Coleoptera; Curculionidae
Product: ubiquilin-2
Exons: 6
Coding region: 211-1962 (583 amino acids)
Biological process (GO): ubiquitin-dependent protein catabolic process
Cellular component (GO): cytosol
Molecular function (GO): polyubiquitin modification-dependent protein binding
Source: RefSeq, a predicted model, not a curated record